This is a messenger RNA of Saccharomyces paradoxus, 1758 nucleotides long. RefSeq names its product protein-lysine N-methyltransferase (gene EFM1). Gene Ontology annotation, cellular component: nucleus. Gene Ontology annotation, biological process: peptidyl-lysine dimethylation; peptidyl-lysine monomethylation. NCBI's taxonomy places the organism in Eukaryota, Fungi, Ascomycota, Saccharomycetes, Saccharomycetales, Saccharomycetaceae. The transcript has a single exon. The record is from RefSeq and is a predicted model, not a curated record. Bases 1 to 1758 code for a protein of 585 amino acids. Gene Ontology annotation, molecular function: protein binding; protein-lysine N-methyltransferase activity.
AUGGUCACCCAAAUUGAUCUACAAAACUGCUUACAAUGGGCCCAAGAUAAUGGGGCCUUCAUCGAUCCAAAAAUCUCUUUCAAGAUUACUGAAGACGCCGGUGUUACUGCAUUUGCGAACGAAAAAUUCUCUCCCAGACCCGACCAAGCUCUAAUUAGGGUACCCGAGACUCUGCUGAUUACUUCCCAGCAGGCUUUGUCAGAAUUUUCCGGGGCUGUUAAUGAAAGGACCCUUUUAAAUUCUGUUACACAAUUGUACUUGUCAAAGUUAAAAUUUGGCUCCGAUGCUGUUCAUCUAAAACCCUUUUAUAAACCAUAUUUAGAUGUGCUACCCUUACAUCUUCCGCAACCGUAUUUUUGGUCUACCGAUGAAGUCAUGAACUUGCGUGGUACAGAUGUGUACUUAACUAUGAGAGAUACGUUAAACAAGCUAGUAAGGGAUUGGAGGGAGCUAUUCCAGGUUUUAUCCAUUGAACACUCUGUGCAGGAUAAGCAGUUCUUGUCUUUAUUCCAAGGGAGUGGCGUCUCUGCGGUAGUGCCGUUGGAACAGUUCUGCGCACACAUCAAUUCAUGUAAACUGGAGGCUUCAGAGUGGAACUCGUUCAUAGGAUAUCUCUGGUCGUACUGUAUCUUUAACUCUAGGGCAUUUCCUCGUAUUAUUUUAAAUAGGGCCGGCACAGACAGCACUAAUCUGAACGAAGGAUUUUUGUAUCCAAUAGUAGAUCUGUUAAACCAUAAAAACGACGUACCAGUGAGAUGGGAGAUGAACGAACAUAAUGAACUCUGUUUUAUGUCACAAUCUGCCACAUUUAGUGCGCAGGAGGAAUUGUUUAAUAAUUAUGGUAAUAUCUCUAACGAAAAAUGUCUGUUGAACUACGGGUUCUGGGACUCCUCCAAUAAGUACGAUUUUUCCAGAUUAACUUUAAAACUACCUUCCACGCUACUUAAUGACUUGCCGAUAGAUUUGAAUAAAUCGGGCAAUUUCGUUAGUGACGAUGGAGACACUAAUAUUUUGCAAUUUAGCUUGAAGCUUUCUGAACCACUACCUUCAAGUCUAUUGGCGUUAUUUGCUUACCUAAGUAAGUUGAAAUCUGAGGAAAGCCCAACCGUGAGGAGCGUAUUGGAGGGUAUUGACCAAUUAACGUCUGUGGUAUCCCAGAGAUUACUGUUCUACAAGAAUUUUAAAAUCAUAACUUCUUCAACUCAAAAAUUGCGUCUUCCCACUAUUAAACUAAUCAAACUAUACUAUCAAGACAAUAAAAAAAUUUUAAAUGCCACUAUUGAGAAACUGUCCGUUUUACAAAAAAAAAUAUUUAACGCUAACAAGGAGUUUUCGCUUUCAUUCAAGACAAUUUUCAAAAAUGACAAAAUAUUCGCUAAUUCUCUCUUAUUGAUAUUUGGUGCUAUAAAUUACGAAGACUUAAUCACAAAGGAUUGUCUCAACGACGCAUUGUUGCUUUGGAUAGUCAAAUCAAUCAACGAUAAAAGUAAUAAACAAGAUAGUUUUAUUAAACAAGCGUUCAGAGAAGUUAGUGAUUCAAUUGUAAUUGAGAAAGAAGAUGUUAUGGAGUUUUUACCGUUUUAUAAAAAAUACUUCCCUAAUUUAUCGGAGAGGAUUCCAGAAAUUUACAGCGUCGGUGAUUGGGGGAUAAGACAGUUCAUUGUGGCGGAUACCGCCAUUGAUAGGUUGGUUUGGAUCAGGAAAUCAAAUAAAGAGCCUAUUUUCCUAAUGAAAAAGACAUAUGACUUGCAGGUUUAG